AUGAACCACCCAAAAUUCUUAAAAAAUCAAAUAAGAAAAGAACUGACAUUAUCAGUUACUGGCUUCCCAAUUACAACUUUUUUCACUGUGCCUUGGUUUGUUGGUGAGGUUCGAGGAUACUCUAGAUUAUAUGAGAAUGUAGAUGAUUAUGGGUGGUUGUAUAUUCCAAUAUCUGCACUUUUAUUUUUAUUCUUUACUGACAUGUGUAUAUAUUGGAUACAUCGUUGGAUACAUCAUCCACUCAUAUAUAAACAUUUACAUAAGCCACAUCAUCGGUGGAUAAUACCAACUCCAUAUUCCUCUCAUGCUUUUCAUCCAUUAGAUGGCUAUGUACAGUCUGUUCCGUAUCAUUUAUUUAUUUACAUAUUUCCUUUGCAAAAGUAUAUUUAUAUAGUCUCAUUUGUAUUUGUCAAUUUAUGGACAGUAAUGAUUCAUGAUGGUACAUUUAUUAACGGAGCAGCACAUCAUGCUCUUCAUCACCUAUAUUUUAAUUAUAAUUAUGGACAAUAUUUUACUAUUUGGGAUAAAAUUGGUAAUAGUCAUCGUUUACCUGGUGAGGAGCAAUAUGAUAUCAACAAAAGAAAGGAUGGAAAGAUUUGGCAAAAACAAGCAAAAGAAGUUGAUGUCUCAUUUGUAUUUGUCAAUUUAUGGACAGUAAUGAUUCAUGAUGGUACAUUUAUUAACGGAGCAGCACAUCAUGCUCUUCAUCACCUAUAUUUUAAUUAUAAUUAUGGACAAUAUUUUACUAUUUGGGAUAAAAUUGGUAAUAGUCAUCGUUUACCUGGUGAGGAGCAAUAUGAUAUCAACAAAAGAAAGGAUGGAAAGAUUUGGCAAAAACAAGCAAAAGAAGUUGAUGGUUUUGAUGAAAAUGGUAAAGAAAAAAAACUAAGCAAAAAAAGCAUCAAAAAAAAACAUUUAUAA
Messenger RNA from Entrophospora sp. SA101, 921 nucleotides. The record is from the annotation of a GenBank genome assembly. NCBI's taxonomy places the organism in Eukaryota, Fungi, Glomeromycota, Glomeromycetes, Entrophosporales, Entrophosporaceae.